CGGCGGCCUCGCAGCAGCGGCCUCUUCCUCCUCCUGCCCGAGCCGCCCUUCCCCCGGGCGGGCAGGCGGGUGGGCACUGCGGCCAUGGCGGGGCAGUUCGACGCGGAGGACCAGGCGAGCUGGUACUGGGGGCGGCUGAGCCGGGCCGAGGCGGUGGGGCUGCUGCAGGGGCAGCGCCACGGCACCUUCCUGGUGCGCGACUCCGGCACCAUCCCCGGCGACUUCGUGCUCUCCGUCUCCGAGAGCUCCCGCGUCUCCCACUACAUCGUCAACAGCCACGCCGGCGCCACCGGACCAGCCGGAGCCGCCUCGCCGCCCUCCUCCUGCUCCUCGGGGUUGAAUCCUUCUAGAUUUCGAAUAGGUGAUCAAGAGUUUGACUCCCUGCCAGCGUUGUUGGAGUUCUACAAAAUACACUACUUGGACACUACAACUUUGAUAGAACCUGUUUCAAAAUCCAAGCAUAACAGUGAUGUGCAGUUGAGGCAGGAAGAAGUUGAGUAUGUGCGUGCCCUUUUUGACUUUAAUGGCAAUGAUGAUGAAGAUCUUCCAUUUAAAAAAGGAGACAUAUUGAGAAUCUGGGAAAAGCCCGAAGAGCAAUGGUGGAAUGCAGAAAACAGUGAAGGCAAGAAAGGCAUGAUUCCCGUUCCCUACGUCGAAAAGUACAGGCCUGCCUCUGCUUCUGUAUCAGCUCCGAUUGGAGGUAACCAGGAUACUCCGCUCCCACCGCCACUGGGUGGACCAGAGCCGGGUCCCUAUGCCCAGCCCAGCAUCAACACUCCGCUCCCUAACCUCCAGAAUGGGCCAAUUUUUGCCCGAGUUAUCCAGAAGCGGGUUCCUAAUGCCUACGACAAGACAGCCUUGGCUUUGGAGGUUGGCGAGCUGGUAAAGGUCACCAAAAUUAAUAUGAGUGGCCAGUGGGAAGGCGAGUGCAACAACAGGCGAGGUCACUUCCCGUUCACGCACGUCCGGCUACUCGAUCAGCAGAAUCCUGAGGAGGACUUCAGCUGAGGACUUCGGCCCAACUGUCCUGCUUACAGGUGGGAGGGAACAAGCCGAGGGCAUCCCACUGCAGCUGCAAUAGAGACUGUCCCUAAUGAUGUCAAAAGAAGCACCAUUUCUGCACACAUCCCAGUAUUCAUAAAAUAGCCCUGGGACCCAACACUUGGAAGAGGUUUGUGUUUCCAGGGUACACCACUCGAUGACUUUUGUGCCAAAUGGCCAAAUGAGCACAUUUGCAUAGGUGUGUCAAAGGCAUCCUAUCACGCCCCUGCCCCCGCCAUAGGACGAGAGUGCCAGAGAGUUCCUUGUUCCUGCCUUUCCAAGUCCCGUGGUUUUGGUUGGUGGAAAACCUGAACAAUUAAGUGGGAAACUUGCAACUUGUUAACCAGAGUUCUUCCCCUUCUUUGGCUUUGACUGGUAUUGAAACGUCUGUGUCAUAGCUGCUUGUUGCAUAAUGGGUAAACGGCACAGAAUAGGUUGAGUUUUUAAAAAUAGACUAUGAAUACUGGGAUAGCUGUGACAGAACUAGCAUUUAAAUGUGUUCAGGGUCAAAACCAGUCAUUCUCCAGAGCUCCUAAGAAGGAAAGUUCCAGAAAUCACUCUGGUACAGCCAUAGCAAAAACCUGAAUUACUUUCAGAGGUAGAUAUUAAUACCUGUAUAUAUUGGUGGACCCUUCCUCCUAGUGCAGCGAACUAUGUUCAUUGCACUUUAUUUGUUAGUAUCAGUUACAAAAUCGACUACAGUUCUGAACACUCUACUCCAAAGCUUUAACCAGCUGUAGGACUAAGAAAGAAGGGAGUUCCUAUUCUUUCCAUAUAGCAAGACAUGUAUUGCCAAUCUAAACCAAAACGCCAAAUCAUUUCGUCUAAAAAUUGCUGUCUAGGACUGUUUUGUUUCCAUUUGUAAAGCAUUCAAAUGGGUGGAUUCUAGAAGAUCUUAUUUUUAAUAAACUAAUGGAAAUACUUA
Molecule: messenger RNA, 1966 nt
Organism: Elgaria multicarinata webbii
Lineage: Eukaryota; Metazoa; Chordata; Lepidosauria; Squamata; Anguidae
Gene: CRK
Product: CRK proto-oncogene, adaptor protein
Exons: 3
Coding region: 85-1008 (307 amino acids)
Biological process (GO): signal transduction; cell migration
Molecular function (GO): signaling adaptor activity; receptor tyrosine kinase binding
Source: RefSeq, a predicted model, not a curated record